Molecule: messenger RNA, 642 nt
Organism: Lindgomyces ingoldianus
Lineage: Eukaryota; Fungi; Ascomycota; Dothideomycetes; Pleosporales; Lindgomycetaceae
Product: HIT-like protein
Exons: 3
Coding region: 34-642 (202 amino acids)
Biological process (GO): nucleotide metabolic process
Molecular function (GO): catalytic activity
Source: RefSeq, a predicted model, not a curated record
UCUACACAGUCCAAGACAUGCAUUGCAUAUAACAUGAAAGGACUAGGCCUCCACUACCCACCCCAAUCCUGUCCCUUCUGUAACAUCGCUUCUGCAUUCCCUUUUCCCUCAUCCUCAUCCUCCUCAACCUCUCCCGCUCCAUCUUCGGAGUCAGGUUUAUUAGAAUGUGUCCCUUCAGAUAAAGCUUCAGAUCCAGAAAAAACAGAUCCGAAUUCAUUCGUGGUGCUGAGUUCGAGGAAUGUAACGGCUUUCCUAGAUAUUUUGCCGAUGACAGAAGGCCAUUUGUUGGUUGCGACGAGGGGGCAUCGGGUUAAGGUUGCAGAUAUGGAGGGUAGUGAGGGGAGAGAGAUCGGAUUCUGGUUGCCGGUCCUAGCGAGAGUUGUAGCUCAGGUGACGGGAGUGGAGGAUUAUAAUAUUGUGCAAAAUAAUGGAGCUAGAGCAGCACAAGUCGUACCACACGUCCAUUUCCACAUUAUACCCCGACCAGAAACGAUGCCACAGAUCAAGAGCAAGAGCUGGGCAAUGUUCGGUCGGGGACAGCGAGAUGAACUGGAUGACGAGGACGGAGUGCGGUUAGCUGGAGAAAUGAGGAGGGUGCUAAGAGAGGAGGUGAAGAGGAUGAAAGCUGCCUCGAAGCUGUAA